This is a messenger RNA of Dioscorea cayenensis subsp. rotundata (Guinea yam), 545 nucleotides long. RefSeq lists its product as uncharacterized. The transcript is spliced from 2 exons. NCBI's taxonomy places the organism in Eukaryota, Viridiplantae, Streptophyta, Magnoliopsida, Dioscoreales, Dioscoreaceae. The record is from RefSeq and is a predicted model, not a curated record. The coding region runs from base 45 to 545 and encodes 166 amino acids. Gene Ontology annotation, molecular function: ubiquitin binding.
AGAAUCGUGAUGAGAUCCGAAACCUUUACGAGUUUUACCGGCGCAUGAAGUACUGUGUCGCCCAGAAGAAUCCGAGGCUCAUGCCGGAUUUCGAGCAGGCGUAUCUAUCACUCAUCUCCGCUUCACGAGGUUGCACAAGUGUACAACGUAUUGUAGCUGAGCUUAUUCCUCGGUAUGCAUCAUAUUGCCCAACUGCUCUUGAAGCAGCUGCUAAAGUUUCCAUUAACAUGUAUAAUUGGAGCUUGGCCAUUAUAAUAAGAGGAGAGGAUGUAGAUGGUGUUGCAUAUCAGACUGCUAAAGCAUGUAUUUUUGGCCUAGUUGAUAUAUGCUCCACAGCCUCACAUGAAGCACCAACAUCAUCCGUCAUACAGGGCAUAUGCUCUGCUGUUUUCUUAAAUGUUCUUACUUUCUUCACUUCAAGUUUUGAGGAGAAGGAUAUUUUUGAGAUUGGUGGCAAGCAACUAAUGAAGUUGCAAGAAUCCAUGGAAUCCUUCUCUGACCUUAAACAAGAACCGGCAGAUGAUGUUGAACUGAGCGCCAUAUAA